GCUAAUUAUUAAAAAUUAAACUAUUUGUAACUGCGCAUGCGUCAGGUCGUUUACAAACUCCUUCACUGCAAGCUCAGCUAUAAGUCUAACAGUCUUCUAGUCUAUCUAUACGUCCAUCAAGCUUCUCUACAUUUGCAUUCAAGACUCCAUGUCUAGUCUUUCGGCUGCCGAGCACGAAAACGAGCAUCUCGAACGCCUCGCCAGCUUGCCGUUUCACGUCUACCUCUGGAUUGUGAUACUCCUAACGCUGCUCGGCAAUGGCGUCGUCAUCCUGUGGAGAUGCGGCAACGUGCAGCGACUCUCUCCUCUAUCCAUCAUUGUUAUCAACUUGGCCGUCGCCGAUACCGUCUACGGACUCCAUUUGGUCCUCAUCGAGAGCGACCUCGCCAGAACGGUAUUCGGAUCAUCGUGCGAUGAGUGCAAUUACACUAAAUCCGAUCCGGUUGGUAUUAACGUCUGCACGGCUGCAUACUUUAUGUCAUGCUGGUCGUCCACUGCUCAAACCGCUGCACUGGCAACCAUUGCUGGUUACUUGUUGUUAUCAAUGAAUGUGACGUUCAGUAGGGGAACGGUUGGCAAAAUGAUGUUUGUCGUUGUGAGUGUCGUUUCUCAGUGGAUACUCUCUUUUGUACUCGCCUUGUUUUCGGCCAUCUACAAUGUGUUUUGGGUGCCCUGGAAGUGGACGAAUUCUAGAGUCAGUCAGAGAGAUAUCCGGAUAUAUUACGUAUUGACGCAGUGCUCCUAUUCAGGGAGUUUGUCUCCGAGCCUUAUGGCUUUGAUCACCGUGCAAUUGGUGUUGGUGUUGAUAGCUAUCUUGUGCCUCGUUGUGUUCAUAGUGUGGGUCACGUGCAAGUAUGCAAAACGAAGAUUCCCGGAUCAAGAGGGAAGACAGCACGACGAAUCGAGAAUUUUAAUGAUUCGUCUGUGUGUGGUUGUGGUCAUCAAUCUGGCCUGCUGGGGACCGUCCCUCGUUCUUUACUACUUUGGGAACAAAUUGUUCAACAAUAUGCAGAUAUUGUUGCAGGAUGGAUACUGUAGGAUCGUCACAGAAAUAACUGUGAGUCUCUUGUCAAUCCCUCCCGCUGUGAAUCCGUUGAUCUACACAAUUGCUACUAAACAGUUUAUGAGGGUAGUGAUGAGGGUGUGGUGUUUGAGGCGGGAUGAUGAGCAUCGAGGUAUGACCGAGACUACGACACUGAUAGACGAGGAAAACCGUCCACAAACGUGAAAUACAGGCUACAGUCUAAGUUGGCUGAUUCGACUUUAUGUAUAUAAUAUAUUAGCCAUAAGUAUCUACUCCAUGUACAGUAUACCUUGUACAAUACUGUAAUAUAGUUUACAUCUUUAAAUAAUUUUUAAUUUGCAUUUUUAAUUUUUAUGUUUAAGUAAUAAUGUUUGA
Messenger RNA from Corticium candelabrum, 1399 nucleotides. Its product is annotated as G-protein coupled receptor GRL101-like. The record is from RefSeq and is a predicted model, not a curated record. The coding region runs from base 149 to 1228 and encodes 359 amino acids. Lineage: Eukaryota; Metazoa; Porifera; Homoscleromorpha; Homosclerophorida; Plakinidae. Gene Ontology annotation, cellular component: plasma membrane. Gene Ontology annotation, molecular function: G protein-coupled peptide receptor activity. Gene Ontology annotation, biological process: hormone-mediated signaling pathway; adenylate cyclase-activating G protein-coupled receptor signaling pathway; activation of adenylate cyclase activity. The transcript has a single exon.